Messenger RNA from Labrus mixtus (cuckoo wrasse), 2281 nucleotides. RefSeq names its product rho-related GTP-binding protein RhoA-C-like. The coding region runs from base 139 to 720 and encodes 193 amino acids. Gene Ontology annotation, molecular function: GTP binding; GTPase activity. Gene Ontology annotation, biological process: small GTPase-mediated signal transduction. The transcript is spliced from 5 exons. Lineage: Eukaryota; Metazoa; Chordata; Actinopteri; Labriformes; Labridae. The record is from RefSeq and is a predicted model, not a curated record.
UAAAACUGAAUUUAUAAAUAUUGCAUUAUGUGCUGAAGCCUUCUAACAAAUGACGUAUUACGCACAUGCGUAUGAGAAGUGGGCGGAGUUUUCCAGUCGGUCAGGAAGAGGAGAAAGGCGGACACAGAACAUCUAACGAUGGCUGCUAUCAGAAAGAAGUUGGUGAUAGUUGGGGAUGGUGCAUGUGGGAAAACCUGUCUGCUCAUCGUCUUCAGUAAGGACCAGUUCCCAGAGGUCUACGUCCCCACUGUGUUUGAGAACUAUGUGGCAGACAUCGAGGUGGAUGGGAAACAGGUAGAGCUAGCACUUUGGGAUACAGCGGGUCAGGAGGACUAUGACAGACUGCGACCUCUUUCCUAUCCUGACACUGAUGUUAUUCUAAUGUGCUUCUCUGUAGACAGCCCUGACAGUUUAGAAAAUAUUCCUGAAAAGUGGACACCUGAAGUGAAACACUUCUGCCCGAAUGUUCCUAUCAUCCUUGUUGGCAAUAAGAAAGAUUUGCGCAAUGACGAACACACCAGACGAGAGCUUGCCAAAAUGAAACAGGAGCCAGUUAAAUAUGAGGAUGGCAAAGAAAUGGCGUCCCGCAUCACUGCAAGUGGAUACCAAGAGUGUUCUGCCAAAUCCAAAGAUGGUGUGAGGGAAGUCUUUGAGAUGGCAACUAGGGCAGCACUGGCUGCCAAGAAACGUUGCAGGAAGUCCACCUGCCUUCUGUUAUAGGCUCAGGGAGAGGAGGGGGCUGCUGUCAAGCACAGAUAAGAGGGCAGCUUCCAUUAAUAUUUGACAUUUGGGAGAGUUUUGGGAAGGGCCCAGAAAAGUUUUGCAGAUGCUCAAUUUGUCAUCAUACAGUUAUCCUUGGCAAAUGAAAGCAGAUCUUAAAUGAUUUGAUAGGCUUCUACACCUCAAUCCUUGGUUUCUACAUUGGUUAUGUACCAUUUUGGUUUCUUCUAUCAAACACUUUUAGAUCUAGAAAUCUCUUUGGCAGAUGGUCAGGGGUGAUUUAAAGUUGAGUAGAUGUAAACUUAUUGAAAUGUGCCAUGAUUGGAAUGAAGUUGGAAAUGGUCAUUACCAGGCCAAAGACAGUGGGGAUGUGAAAAAAGACAAAAUAAUUAUGUUCAUGUAAAGUGGGUUAAAUUAAGACAAUGUCUAAGUGGAUUUUACACAGUAUCGCCUACAUGUAGUGCCUUGAGAGCAGGGGUCAAGAAGAGAAAGUUAAGGGGUUAUGGUUCAUAACUUGAGACGGGGUAUAAUUUUGUCAUUUGUAGUGUCCAUAAAUCACAUUUGUGAAUGCUUUCUCCCCUGCCAUUGGCUUGGCUCCUUCAGGCUUAUAUUCUGACUCAGGCGCUAUGCAGGGGUAAACUAGAUUGUAUGAGAUAUUUUCCCAUACCGAAAUAUUUACCUGUACUUAAGUCUGCGUGUGUGUGUGUGUGUGUGUGUGUGUGUGUGUAUGUGUAUGUGUGUGGGACUGUAUGGUGGUUUGUUUUCUCCAGUGCAGGUCUGCAUGCAGUGGAUGUGUGUAUAUUUGUGUGAGUGUGUAAUAACAAGUGUCUACGUACUGUAUGCAUGGAAAGGCCUUCUGCGUCGCUGACCUAACCCAUUGUUUCCAUGCCAAAGUUACCCCUGAAGGCCACAUUUUACGGCUCAGAUGGGUAAUGGAAUAAACAGCUACUCAGAGUGACAUAGAAACCACCACUUUACUGGAAGACAUUGUACUCUCCAUAGAGGCACAAUCAGGUUAAUCAUGUUAAGAAUUUUUAGGACCUUUUUUUUGUGUGUAAUAGAGAUUCAAUUGAUUGUGUUGUUUGAACACGAGUGAUGUAGUUCAUAAGUUGAAUAUUCUUUCUUUAGAUGAUAGUCUUCUCUUCUAUAAAGUAUAUUAUGUACUGUAUGUCUUACAAGGCCUUGUAAGGACAUGUUAUUGAUGUGUAUUUCAAAUUUGCCUUUAACUCAAUUUUCUCCCCUUUUAAUGAUACUGUCAUUAUUGUACUAUAUCUUUUUAUUGUUGAUGUCUCUCAUUUUCUUAGUAAAUCUUUCUUGUUUGACUUAAUCCUACUGUCAUCAGCUUACAUCAGUUUACUGAAAAAAAAAACCUGUAAUCUUAGAAUUGUUUUGUUUGAUUAAAGGUCAACCUUAGGGUACAUGGCUGGCAGGUGAGAUACAAGAGCAGUUAUUGUACCUGUAUAUUUUUUUUUCUUUGCAUUUUUUUUACUGUGACACCUUAGGAUUUCUGGAUUUUGGCUUCAGAAUAAAGGUGAUAGUAGGGUUUUCCGUUUUUAAGGUA